Postia placenta MAD-698-R-SB12 is the source of this 1566-nucleotide messenger RNA. RefSeq lists its product as hypothetical. The record is from RefSeq and is a predicted model, not a curated record. The transcript is spliced from 6 exons. Bases 1 to 1566 code for a protein of 521 amino acids. Lineage: Eukaryota; Fungi; Basidiomycota; Agaricomycetes; Polyporales; Adustoporiaceae.
AUGGACGAUCAGCGCGUGUUAUCUAGCCGAGUGACCUCGAAGUUUAUGAAUCUGCAUUCAGCUAAAAGCAACGAGCGGACAUCCACCUCCGACACUGAGCCCUCUGUGCUAGCCUUUGCGAUGGUCGACCUCAGCGGGCUGCGCUCAAAUCCUCGUCCUUCUGCCAAAGGGGCGGCGUUACAAGCUUCGCGAAGGGCCAGCAGCGUACCCCCGGCGGGGAGCUCGAAAAGGCCUGAAUGGCUCGAGUCGGUUGCGUUGGCCACCCCCAGAAAGCGCAGUGAGCUUUCGCCGCUCCUCUCAGUGAAUGCACUGGUGCUCACGAGUGCGUCCGUAGAACUAGCUGCCUUAGCGUCGCACACGGAGAGCAGGCAGUCCCAGGCGACGACGCCACGGAUGUCACGUCCUCCAGACCCACGACGAAGGUUACAGGCUGAUGCGCGCACACCGAAGUCCGCGACGAGGAGGUCCACCGCGAACGAGCCUAAAGCAGCCUCAUCCACCCUACGCACUACGCGCAAGCGUGCACGCACGUCGUCUCCAUCGCCGCAACUUGCCAAGAAGACAAGGAGAGUGUCGCGCACGCAGGAUGACGACGAUGCAACGGAUGAAGACACCGGUCUUCUCACGCCCGCGCCGUCCUCUCAGAGCGUGUCCGUAUCAAGGCUUCCCACACGAAGCCAGCGUGCGUCGUCUCGCUCGCGCACAGCUGUACCAGUUCCCACUGCAGGGAACAAGGGCAAGGGCAAGGCGGUCCUCCGUGAAGAGCCAGUAGACCAUGAAUCUGCCGACGCGAGCACGCCGCAGAGACCCGAGCCAGAGCGUCCGACUAAACGGCGGCGCAGAGCAUCCCCCGCUGCCUCCGUCGACGGGGAAUUCGGGGCGGGCACGUCGUCGCAACCUGUCUCCCUCUCGCACACGAUUGCUGUGGACGGUCGUGGAGACGACGAGGACGUGGGCUCUGAGGACGACGCCAGCUUCCAACUUCUGGACAUACCCGAGGUUGCUGCCUUGCCAUGGGUCGCCAACACGUCCUCUCCAACUAGCCGGCACCACGCCAGGACAGCCAGCCUGUUCCUGCCGCCCGGCGUGUCGGAGCUCAUCGAAGGCAUGAAGCGCGCGCUCGACCUGGAGACCAGAGCGCGCCGGCGGGCCGAGGACCGCUACACAGAGGAGGUCCAGAGGCGCGUGGCGGCAGAGCGCGCGACCGCGGCGCUCGUGGAGCAGAACAGGGUGCUCGACGCGGAGACGCGGGUGUGGGCGCAGGCGGCAGCGGACACGUUCGCGCUCUCGCUCGCGUCUCAGAUAGCGGAUGGACCGCAGGAGUCGGGCUCGACUGCGACGCAGCCGCUCGAUGGGGCGGCCGCUGAUGGUUCGGCGGACCCUGCAGAACCACCUAUGGCGACGUCCUCUGCAGAUGCGAAGGGCAAAGGCCGCAUGCCGGUGCGCGACUCGCAGACCCCGGUUACAGGGGCUUCGUCUACUGUUCUCGAACGUGCAGCCGCUGUGUCGGAGUUCUUUCAGCAAUUGGUGCCCUUGCCAUCCCGAGAUACCCCAGACGAAAGCUGA